This is a messenger RNA of Geodia barretti, 651 nucleotides long. NCBI's taxonomy places the organism in Eukaryota, Metazoa, Porifera, Demospongiae, Tetractinellida, Geodiidae. The record is from the annotation of a GenBank genome assembly.
GCACACUCAACCCCAGUGUGCAUUGAAUUUUCCCUCAAUUACUGUAUGUCUCUCUCUGCAGACACAAGAAAUUGAUAGUAAAGCAGCUCAUUACUAUGCUGAGAUGUGUAGUAAAUUCCCAAAUAUUUCAUAAUAUUAUGCUCUUUCUGUUCUCUGAUUCUGGUUGUAUGUACACUCCAGCAUGAAAUUAGGCAAGCGAAAUUUGAAACUUUAAACUUUACCAAACACCCCACCAAGUGGUACUGGUUUCACAGCUACUGUGUGUACAGAAAUAUUAUGCCAUAACUCUCUCCCAUCUCUAGAGUCGUGCCAUAAUGAAGCAACUCAACCACAAUGUUGCUCUCCGUGUCAAACUGACCCAGGACGUGGACACUGCCAGGGAGACCAUCCAACACCUCCAGGACCAGCUAGCCACCACUUCCAGCAGCUACGAGAAGCAGUUGAGUACCAUGUCGGACCACCUCUGUGAGCUCAACGACAAGAUGAUGAGACAGAGUGAGGAGCUGGAGGUGCUCAGGAGAAACAAGGGUAAAAGAUGGGGCAAGUAGCCAAAGGCACAGAAACUGGUUAUUUAUUACUUUUUGAACUUUGAAUGGAUCUUUUGUUUUGUGUAUUUAAAAUUUUAUAUAUUAUUGUGAUGUUGAUCACAUG